AUGUACACUUACCUCGGUACUCUAAGUCUGUUGACAGUUUGGGUAAUAAUGGCUCAGAUCCAGCAAGGAGGCCCAGAUGAAAAGGAGAAGACUACUGCGUUAAAGGAUUUAUUGUCUAGAAUAGACUUGGAUGAACUAAUGAAAAAAGAUGAGCCACCACUUGAAUUUCCUGAUACUCUGGAAGGAUUUGAGUAUGUUUUUAAUGAAAAAGGACAGUUAAGACACAUAAAAACUGGUGAGCCAUUUGUUUUCAAUUAUCGUGAAGAUUUGCAUAGAUGGAACCAAAAGCGCUAUGAAGCUCUUGGGGAGAUCAUUACAAAAUACGUUCAUGAACUACUGGAAAAGGAAUGCCACUUGAAGAAAGUAACUCUCCCAGUUGAUGCAACUGAGACUGAACCAAAGAGCUUUAUCUUUAUGAGUGAAGAUGCAUUAACAAAUCCUGACAAGCUACUGGCCCUAAUUCAUGGUAAUGGCGUUGUCAGAGCAGGUCAGUGGGCUAGGAGACUUAUAAUUAAUGAAGAUCUGGACAGUGGCACGCAGAUACCAUAUAUAAAGAGAGCUAUUGAG
Molecule: messenger RNA, 567 nt
Organism: Balearica regulorum gibbericeps (East African grey crowned-crane)
Lineage: Eukaryota; Metazoa; Chordata; Aves; Gruiformes; Gruidae
Source: RefSeq, a predicted model, not a curated record